This is a messenger RNA of Notechis scutatus (mainland tiger snake), 1355 nucleotides long. The record is from RefSeq and is a predicted model, not a curated record. Lineage: Eukaryota; Metazoa; Chordata; Lepidosauria; Squamata; Elapidae.
CUGACUGAAUCUUGUUCUUCCAGCUGCAUCCCUGACAUGUCCGGAAAAAACCGAAAGAGCAAAAGGAAGAUGUCAGAGCAGAAAAAAUCCUACAGCCUGGAAGAGUUUGUCGCCGAGGAUCUCCGAAAUAAACACAAUGCACUUUUGACUCGAUCCAAAACAUACGAUGCGUCUGUCUCCAAAGAGGUUGAGAAGGAAACCGUUUCUAUCCAGAGAAGGACUUCUGUCUCUGAUCUGACGAAACAUGCCAUGAAUUUCCGCCGCGUCUUCAAAGAUCUCUCUGAAGAGGAGGACCUCCUGGAAACAUUUUCAUGUGCCUGGCAACGAGAGAUGCCUUAUUAUGGCCGCCUCUACGUCAAGAACAGUCAUAUCUGCUUCUACUGUAGCGUGCUUCGACGGGAAGUUAAGGUUAUCAUUCCGGUGCUGAAAAUCAGUGUCCUAAAGAAGGCCAACACAGCCUUGUUGGUACCCAACGCCAUUUCCAUCCGUACGACUGAAGGGGAGAAGUUUCUGUUUGGCUCCAUCUGGUCACGGGAGAAUGCCUACCAGCUCCUCCGCUCUGUUUGUAAACAUCUUGAGGACAGCAGUCAGAAUAGCAGUCCAACUGCACCUUUCAUCAGCUCAGACCAUCUCCUGAAGGUACCCCUGAACUCUAAGGAAUCAGAUGCAAAUUACAACUUUCCAGAAAAAACAGAUGUGGCAGACAGGAUCCAGAUACCCUAUGAAACCUCUUACGAGGAGCAACAGCAGGUGACAAAACAGCAAAAGGCAGGGCAGACAAUGAAGUCAGUAGGAAACCGGAGGAUGCCACUGUGCCGUUUCAACACAAUUAUAAUCAUCUACCUCUUUUUGGUCAUUCUCCUACUUUGUUCUUCGGGGUACAUUGGUCUGCGUAUCAUCCAGCUGGAAGAACAGCUGACUUCCAUGGGGGCUUGGCCUGAACUGGACCUUCAGCAUCAAUAUAAAGGAAGCUGAAAAACAAUCGUGUUCCAGGCAUCUAUGGAAGGUGAUGCUGAAACUGAAAUUUCUGUGACUGUUGUCUGCAACUGAUCAAAACUUAAAGGAGAUACAGAGCUUUCCUCAACGACUCAAGACCUACAACAUUGAUUCUGUUCGAGGUUAUUAUUUUUUUCAACUUCUCUGGAAAUAGAGGGGGGGGGUUCCCCCCCCCCCAAGAAGUAAAGAAUGUAGAAAGAUGACUUUUAAAGGGUGCAUGAGCCCCAUGCAAGAUUUGGAGACACCAUGGAUCUAUCAUGUGCCUUGAAAAGCCAAAAUUUAGUAACUUUUUUACUCCUAAUUUUUCCGUGUAAGAGAAAAUGGGAAAGUUGAAAUAUCUCUCUUUUAAUUUUUGUGUG